CCUAAUGUGGUCCCCUCAGUUAAGGACUUCCAGGGUGGUGGAUAUUGGCCUGGCACCUUAAAUUUCUGCACCCUGUUUUCAAUGGAUGUCUUUCAGUCUUUCUAUGACAUUAAGAAGCUGCAGCAGGGAUGUCACUUAAGGCCUUUGUCAAAGUGCUGGAUGAACGAACAGCCCAUUUUGGAAGGACUGGCCGAAUAUCAGCUGAUGCCUUCAGCAAAAGUUUCUUGGAGUGGAGUGCUGUAAAGUGUGAGGUGGACAGGAUGUGCAAGGAGCCAUGCUUUAGCUGCCCUGCCUGCACUCCAGACAUGCUCGCCGUCUCAGUUGAUGGAAACUGCAAGCUUUAUCGCUUUCAAUCAAAUGCAAGCACUUCAGAGCAGGGGAACUUUGAAGGUGUCUUCAUUGAGAAAGAUGAGGAAGUUGCUGAGUUUGUGAAAUACAUCCAGAGACACACAAAUGAUAUCAAAUGGGGAGGUGCGUUUCAGGAUGGGGCCGGUUCUACAGUUGGAGAAGAGGUGGAACAAGUAAACAGUUUCCUGUCUAGGGCGGCCAUCACAACGAAGUACAUGUCUAAAGCAGGGCGAACAGACAUGCUGAGCCUCCUGGCUUUGGGCUGGAACAAAAGGAAAGUGGAACAACUGGGCCGCACUUUGAGCCAGAGAUAUCUAAAGAUCAUAAGGAUCCUUAGAGAACAAGUGGAGAGCCUGAAUGCGAGCAGAAAUGAGCUGGGUGUGGAUGACGACACACUGCAGCAAUGGGCUGAAGAAACGGAUCAAACUGAUGGCAGCCUUGGAGCGUUGCAGGCACGAGUAGAGGAGCUUGUCGUCAUCAUCAGAGUGCGAACACAAAGUCUUUACAGACAAAAUGGUGUCACAGUUUCUUUGAAACGGACCGUUUGAUGCUCAGUUUGUACAGCUUGUACAGCUACUUUGUAAACAGAAUAAAAUCAGAUCCAGAUAGCAACAAGAGGCGACACAGAAUUCACAAGGUCAUCUUAGAUGAGAAGAAACGCUUGGCGGCUGCUGUUGACGACUACAACAAGGAAACAAGCAACAAAGCAAAUCGUAUCCAGUGAUGCCCUCAUGCAGAGCGACGUUUGGCCCUGGCAGAGCACAAGUGAACCUGCUGCUGACCUCCGGACAAAGAGAAAGGUCUUUGAGAAGGUGAUGGCUGUGAGGCGCCUGAGAGAGGAGGAGAUGAUCCUUUGCAGGGAGAUGCAGCAUCACUGGACAGUGUUGCAAAUGCGAUCUGUGGUGUUGGGGACAAUCUCCUCAGACUCCUCCCUUGUUGGCAUGUCGGAGGAUGCACAGAAAGGACUCCAUAGCCUGGUUUAAAAACAAAGUGAACUGAAAGCUGAAACGCUCAAAGUAAAGGACGUGUACAAGAGAAUCCUCAGCCACCAACCACUCCUGGAA
Molecule: messenger RNA, 1412 nt
Organism: Maylandia zebra (zebra mbuna)
Lineage: Eukaryota; Metazoa; Chordata; Actinopteri; Cichliformes; Cichlidae
Source: RefSeq, a predicted model, not a curated record